Molecule: messenger RNA, 588 nt
Organism: Miscanthus lutarioriparius
Lineage: Eukaryota; Viridiplantae; Streptophyta; Magnoliopsida; Poales; Poaceae
Source: the annotation of a GenBank genome assembly
AUGGCCGGAUCUGGUGGCCGGAGUCGCAAAUGCUCCUUCCCUUCUUCUCCCCCAGAUCUCCACCCCUCCCUCUCUCUCCCGAGGCUCACGGCGGCGAGCGCAAGGCAGCGACACCCCCACGGGUGCACCGAAGCCAGAAAAACUCCAACUGAUUACAUCAAGCCAAAGCGACCAGAACAACUAAAACUAGAAAAGAACCAAGCAAAAGGAAAACAACUCCACCAGACUCCUAAGAACACCCUUUGUUCAGUAUGCUUCAGCUGGAACCUUCUUGAGGGAAACUGGUACUUGUUCACCCCGGAGAUGCCAGAAGUGGUCCUGGGUUGGAUGGGCCCAAAUUACUCUAUCUCUACUGCUUGUGCUACUAUCAACUUCUGCAUUCUGAAUGCAGCUAAUCAUAUCAGGAGAGGGGAAGCUGAUUUAAUGCUUUGUGGUGGUUCUGAUGCACCAAUCAUCCCUAUUGGAUUGGGAGGUUUUGUGGCCUGCAGAGCUCUUUCACAGAGAAAUAGUGAUCCAGCAAAAGCUUCUCGACCUCGGGAUGUGCUCUUGGACUACGGCAUGAGGGACGAAUCAGAACUGCACCAGUAG